This is a messenger RNA of Cladocopium goreaui, 2297 nucleotides long. Lineage: Eukaryota; Dinophyceae; Suessiales; Symbiodiniaceae. The record is from the annotation of a GenBank genome assembly.
GCCUAAAGAAUUUGGGCAAUACCUGCUAUGUGAACAGCGUCAUCCAAUGCAUGCAUGCUGCGACCGAAUUCAGAGAGUCUUUGCCAACAGGAACCAACGGCAAUAGCAUGUGCAGCUCCUUGGGCAGCGUCUUGAAGAGCAUGAGUGGCCCUGGAGCAGCAGUAGGGCCGAAGGCUUUGCACACGACUUUCUGCAACAAAUUCCCAUGGUUCAAGGGUCACCAGCAGCACGAUGCCCAUGAGUUUUUUUGCACAUUGGUGGGCGCAGUGGCUGACGAGAAACCCAAGAAUGGCAACAAUAACAAGGAAGCAAAGGAUGACAGUGGAGAGGAGGGGCAACAUGGGCAAACGCCAAGUGGAGAAGCUGCCGCACAGAAUUUUCAAGGGCAGAUUUGCUCCACAUUCUUGUGUUGGAAAUGCAAAAGAAUCUCCAUGAGGGUAUGCCCAUACUUUCACCUAUCUGUUCCAGUGCCAGAGUGCGACAGUGAAUGUGGUCUCCUUGGACUACCGGUGGAACUGCAACAGGUCCCCUGGGCACCGGAGCAGCCGGAGCACACGACCCAAACGCCUCAAGAGGAUCCUCAAGAGUCACCCGAGCCGGAGCCGGUAGCGGAACCCAUGAGGGAUUCAGGGGCAGUCAGACAAUUCUGCGAAGCCGAAGUUCAAACCGACGACGAGGUCUCCGAGCCCGCGGCGCCCGGCGCGGCGGCAGUGUCAGAGGCGGCUCGCCCCGAGGAGGCGCAGGCGACACCACAGCCAGUCACCGAGAUGGAGGCUGGAGCGAAGGACAUGCCGCCGCCCGAAACCACCCUGAAUGGGACCAACGGAACCACCGGAACGAAGGAAGCAGAGCACGCAACGCGGGCAGAGAAUGGCAAGGAUCAAGGUGCGGCAGAGAACCACCCGCCCAACGAAGAUGAUUGCAAUGGCACUGCACCAGUUCCACCGACUAACGGAGAUGCGCCGACAAAUGGAGAUACACCGUUAAAUGGAGAUGCGCCAACCAAAGGCCCUGAGGAAAACAAGGAGAAGAACGGAGAAACCACGUGGUUGCCAGCAGCUGAACUACCGGAAGCAACACCCGAACAUGGAUCGGAUGAAGGCAACCAUGAGAAGCAAGAGCCGGAGCCGGCAGAUGCGCCUCAGGACAAAACCCCACAGGAUGACACACCUUACGAAGAGAACAGCGGACAUCAAGCAGACACCGAAGAACAAGAAGAUCAACCUGAAGAGGAAGAAGGUCCUUUCAACUACGAGGUGCUCUUGAGGAGCGAGAAGACCGGAAAACAGGACUACGGAUUCAAAUGGAACAUGUCUGCGCUAUCCAAAGAUCAAUUGAUCGUGGCAAGCAUUGUGCCUGACUCGAUUGUUGACAAGUGGAACCUGAAAAAGCUCACAAUGGGCGAAGCCAACAAGGUGGUUCGUCCCGGAGAUCAGAUCAUGGAGGUCCAGGGUGAAAAAGAGCACAAGCAGAUGCUGAAACUCCUGAAGCAGGAGCCUGAACUUACGUUGGGAAUUCAGCGCACGGACCUCCACGCACCAGUGGAUAUUCCACAUGAGCUGCUGAACAAUGACAAGGAGGACAAAGAGGAUGAAGAAGACCGUGUGGAGCGUAAGAAUGCGUUGUUGGAAGCUUGGCGUGGCUGUCAGGAAGGUCUUCCCGAUGAACUGCAGUCAAUGUAUUCCGGCAAAAGUCUUGGAAUCAAUGGAGGCAGCUGCAGCUUGAUGGACUGCCUGCAGAAAUUCGCCGGUGUUGAGGCCAUGGAGGAAGACUUCCAUCCCUCCUACGACUGCAGCGACUGUGCCAAGGCGGCGGAAGGCGAAGCACCGGAAAAUGGCAACGCCAAGAAGAAACACAAAAUGUAUGCCACCUCCAAGUCUUGGCUGUGCGGCUCCAUGCCGAAGCUGUUGACGGUGCAACUGAAGCGUUUCAAUCGAAAGCUACAGAAGAUCAAGACCAAAGUGGCAGUGCCAGCAACCCUCGACCUUUCGGACUUGAUGAUGACCCCAGACAUUGCCAAGAACGUCCGUGAGCAUUUGAAGUCGGAGUGUGAAAAGCAAGAAUUGCCCAUCAGUCCUGAUGAGAAAGCCUCCUACGAACUUUUCGGAAUUGUGCAACAUCAUGGAUCGACGCUGCAGGGCGGCCAUUACACUGCUUAUGUCAACCUUGGCCGAAGCCUGGAGGAAGGCAAUUGGUACUUCUGCAACGAUGCGACUGUCGCUAAAUGUUCCAUUGAUGAUGCGCUGAAGGCCGAAACUUAUGUUGCCUUCUAUCGCAAGAUUGAGGAUGGAGACUGA